AUGAAGUGUUUAAAGUGUUCGCAAAUCAUAUUUGUUGUUUUUUCGUUAAUCAAAUUCAUAUUUGCCAUUGAAAAACAAUGGAUAGUUGAUUUUCAAUGGGAGACUAAAGAAAAUUGGGAUCAAUUACCAGAAAUCGAUGGACACGUUAUUUUUCCACUUGAAACUAAACACGCUAUUGGUUUUUCUAAAUCAGCUGAUUUGAAAUUAUCUCAAAUCGAUUUACCGAAAGAUGGUUCCUUGGUUUUAUUCAGAAAUGGUAAAUUAGAGCUCAGCUAUUCAUCUAAAAAUUCGAAUGGAAAAAUUUCAAAAUGGUUGAAAGAGGGUAAAUAUUUUUGGAGUGAUCCUGACAAUUGGAAAGGUGGUUCUGAAGCAGCACCACACAUGGAACGAUUACCUUGUCGUCAAGAUGAUGUUGUUUUACCAGGAACUGAUGAAACAUUUAAUAUUCAUUUACCAUCAAACGAAAUACAAGUUGAAUCUGUCAGAUUGUCUAAUCACGAGUAUCCAAGUACAUGGUGGGAUUGGGAUGAGAUGCAAAGAAGAAAAGAAUUUUUAGGUGGUUUUCUUAGUGUUAAGUACAGUCAAUAUGGUUGUAGUAAUUGUCGUUGUCAAGAUGGUUUACCCUAUGAUUAUUUAAAAGAAAUAUGUGCUAUACAAGGACCUAAAUGUGGUUUUGCAGCUUGCGAAUAUCCAUUACAAAUUGAAGGACAUUGUUGCCUUUAUUGUGGUGGUCGAAUAAUUAUACCAAAAAAAGCUUCAUUAGCAAUAAUCCGUUCUUUAGUAGACGAAGUUUUCGAACAACGUGCAACAAGUAUUGCUUGGCACGUUAGAAGAACAUGGACGGGUAAUAUCGAAGUUCUUAUCAAAGAGAAGUCUGAGUAUACAGGUGCCAAUACACUAAUAGCACUAGAAGACCUACUGACAAAACUUCAUGAAGAAAAUAUAGAAAUAUCGUAUACAGAAAAUACCGGUGCACCAUUAAAAGAUUCACGAUUGGCUGUAAUGCUCGGACCUUUGUUCGGUGCACCAAUGAUCAUCCUUGUACUAUUAAUCAUUGGCUUUUGGUACUUCGAUUACUCUAUAAGAUACGUAUUGUCAGAAUUAUCGGAAGCAUGGUCAUCUGUUAAAGAUAAAUCGAAUAAACCGUUCAGUUUUGCACGUUUCGAGAAUGUCCUUGAAGGUAAUGUGAGAAUCGAUGAUUCUCAAACAAGAAGACGAGAACAUGAGAUGAACGAAGAACUCAUUAAUGGUGAAGAGGUGUUGUUGGAUGAAGAGGAUGGUGGUGGCCCUUCUACUGGUGGAAACUUUGAAAAUCCACUUUACAGAUCAAAAAGGGACAAGAACUUCAGAAUAGAGGAAAGAGAACUCAUCAACGUUCAUCUACCAUUAAGCCUGACAAGUUUGAAAAACAGAGUGAAAGAUAAUACUGAUGAGGAUGAUGAUGAUGUUAUCCAGAUGGAUAUCGAAUAA
Molecule: messenger RNA, 1470 nt
Organism: Polistes dominula (European paper wasp)
Lineage: Eukaryota; Metazoa; Arthropoda; Insecta; Hymenoptera; Vespidae
Product: protein amnionless
Biological process (GO): intracellular protein localization; receptor-mediated endocytosis
Cellular component (GO): endocytic vesicle; apical plasma membrane
Source: RefSeq, a predicted model, not a curated record